AUGAGGGCCGGAUCGACCCUAGCGAUCAUCGGCUGCGGCCAAAUAGGAACAACAAUCUUGGAAGUGCUGCUUACAACGCUCUCGCAUCCCUGUUCGAAUCACCAGCAUCACACGCUGCCCAUGCUGGCGAUGAAACUGAAGCCAUCCCGAUUCAUCGCCUGCGUCAACACCGAGAAAUCCGUGUCGCGACUGCGCACUCAAUUCGGCCAUUUCUCUCGCAGCAUCUACCCCAAUAUACAGAUUUCCCAGGGCAGGGUUGCGGAAGCGGUGCAACAAGCCGACAUAAUCCUGCUCACAUGCCGGGCCGGCCAGGCAGCGGAUAUCCUGACAGACCCGUCGCUGCGAGAACAUCUGGCGGGCAAACUGCUGCUGAGUACAUGUGCCGACCUGUCCGUGCAACAGAUCGAGCAGCUUAUUUAUAGCGAUGCCGCUGCUGAAGGCAGCGAAGAGGAAACGAGGUGCUUCAUCGUACAAGCCAUGCCUAACACUGCAGCGAGUGUGCGCCAAUCGGCAACGCUGAUUAGUGAAACGAUUGCGGGAGCAGAUACAACGCUCCCGCCUGAUUUGCAGAAUUUGACUACGUGGAUUUUCUCCAGUAUUGGCACGGUGACCUAUGUGCCUGAGACAAUGGUAACUAGUGCUUCGAUGGUGAGCGGGCUGGCUCCUGCUUUCUAUACAGUUGCGCUUGAGGGUAUCGCCAAGGAAGCCAUGGCGAGGGGGCUGAGUGAGCCCGAUGCAUUGCUGUUGGCAGCACAGGCUAUGAAGGGGACGGCGGAGAUGGUGCUCUCCAAGAAGGAAGAGAACAAAGGUUUGUUUGCCGCUGAUGAGGUCAGAGACCGAGCGGUCGCUUCCUCUACUGGGAGUGGUGCGAAGGGCGUUGUUUUACUGAGACAAGCUGCCGUGAAGGGCAGCUUUGCAGCAGCGAUGGGCCAGGGAAUGGAGAGGAAAGAUGCAGGGGAAUACACCUAUUCGAACUGGUAG
Molecule: messenger RNA, 981 nt
Organism: Talaromyces atroroseus
Lineage: Eukaryota; Fungi; Ascomycota; Eurotiomycetes; Eurotiales; Trichocomaceae
Exons: 1
Coding region: 1-981 (326 amino acids)
Biological process (GO): L-proline biosynthetic process
Molecular function (GO): pyrroline-5-carboxylate reductase activity
Source: RefSeq, a predicted model, not a curated record